CUUUAAUCCUCUUGAGUCUUCAGUUAUUCAGACUAACACGGUCAAUCUGCCAUGGAAUACGGAAUACUGUUGAAUGCGGAGUUGGGUACCGGUACACGCCCAGAAGCGUUGCUUCAGUGCAAAAUCUUGUACAGGUACCUGCUCCUCAACAAAACCAACAUCACCCAUCCCGCCUUUCCCCUCUCUCAUCGCCGUCUUCGUUUUUGCAUCCUCUCGCCGAAUUCCCAAUCACUCUCGCCCAAUUGACCACGCGCUAUGAAGACGAGAAGACGUCAAGUUGCAUGCCUCUGUUCAUCUGACCAGCCGCCUGUAGCCUCGGUUGCUUAUUAGCUGCAUCCUGUCCACCGGCGUCAUGGAGGGUUUGCAGCUGAAUCUACCAUCAAUAUCUGAGGAAUGAGGAAUUGUCCUGCUGGUUCGGACAAGUUGCUUCAUCCCUCCCGUGCGGAAAAAAAUGUGGCUUGCGUGGUUUCUUCAUCUAAUAUCUUUGAUCGACUUCUCUCCCUUCUCCAACUCAAUCCACGCUGUUCUCAACCGCCCCUGCAUAUCAGAGCGUACAAAUAACGCUGCACAAGGACACAGCAUAGCGUUCCAACAUCUCUGCACCCCGUACCUGAAUGCCCUGAACACAAACCUUGGAAUACUCACGGGAGAGGGACCCCCAGCCACGCAAGGCCCCCGCAGCUUGUCCCUUGGUUUGACGAGCUAGUUCAAGCAAAAUUCGCCGCCGCCGUCCCGACGCCAGACUAGGUGGGAUCCCGGACACACUUGCGCUAUCCUGAUGUCCUGAUUGGACACAUCUUUAGGUUCGCCAGUUCGAUAUGUAUCCAUCAUGCCUUGCGCAGUGGUACAUCACAGAGACCAUGAAGGAUAUUAGUUUGAUAUUCCCGCAUCCUCUUGGUUCAUGGGAGUGUUGUCUACCUUACAGUAUACAGGAGUACAUCUACGCUGUAGAUAUGAAUUUUACGCCCCGGCCCAAAUGAACCACUCUCUCAAAUUUAUCUACUUUACAGAUUACGAUUACGGGCGUUGAGGAAGAUAUAUGUAUGGUGGGUGAUGGGACCCUUUGAUUUAUCAUGAAAUAAAAAGAGGAGUUUCUUCAGUGAAGAUUCAUUCAUUCCACUUCACGCACAUUUAGAUCUCAUCCCUCAUCCAUUCGAAACACAGGACAACGCGCGGCUAUCUCUGGUGUACCUAGAGCUAUUCCAUGAAAAAGGAAAUUGCUUGUGCUUUGUUUUUUAAACCUGUAGCGGGUUAUAUACUGUAGACGCAAGCUCUGUCUGGCUCUUAAGUUCUGGACAAGAAUGAUAUCAUCAUCCUUGUCGGUUUAAGCGCCGAAGAAGUUGUACUCACAGUAACAGUACUGUACACAUAUAGCAGUGCUCAAUUUAAGGUCUCGGACGACUUUGCAUUUCUUUUGUACGAAUCGCCAUUUUCUAUAUCAAGGAUAAUAAUAAUUACUAUUUAUUAUAAUUAAUGUGAAAUAGAUAGGUCUUUUCUGUUCUUUGUUGAAGCGCUUCUGUCUCUAGUUCUCGGCUCUAAUCCGGACAUCUCUCCAACUCCAACAACUCUCUCUCCCUCUCUCUCUCUCUCUACCUCUCGCGAGCUGGCCUCCGCCACCCGCCAUCGUCAUCAUGGGUAACUACGAUACCUACAAAACCCUCCUGAUCUUCUUCUCCCCGCUCCUCUUCCGCAAGGCGAGAUCGCUCUACUCCUCUAUCCGCUCCUCGCUCACCCAACGACCACAGCCACCACGGCCUUUGCCAUCCUCAGCAGCUGUCGCACUGAACAUCCUCUUCGUCACAACCUCUCUAUUCCUCUUCCUCUCCCUCCCCGCCUGGACGGGUCUAAACCCACACGCCCCGUCCCCAAACAUCUUCGCCCUCACCCAGUCCCGCCUGACGACCCCGACAGAACUCCUCUUCGCUCGCCUCGCCCGCCUCCGCCCGAACAACACCCUGACAAACCUCGACACCCAGCUAAAAGCAAAGUUCACCUCCCAAGCCUCCCGGAAGCUCUACCUCCGCUACGGCCCAGAAACUCUCCUAAACUGCCCCUUCUGCACCCCGGGUGACGAAACAACAUACCUCCUCUACUACCUACCCCUACACACCUUCCUCCCCCACCUCCUCCACCUCCUAAUAAUAGGCCUUGUAACCUCAAACCCGCUCACAGGGCGUAGCGCUAGCCGCUUCCGCUCCAAAUUCACCCUGACAGCCCUCUCCCUCCUCCUCAUCGAAACUCUACUCGUCGCAUUCUAUAACCCUACCUCCACCUCCAAUGCAACAGCGCACAAGACAUCCCCUCCUCUAAACCCGCACGAAAUCCCCACAAGCUUCCACAACCGCCUCACCACCCUCCGCCUGCUCUCCUUCACCAUCUUCGACGCCCUAGCCGCCGCCACCAUCUACCUCGCGGGCACGAAUAGAUUCUUCUACAUACCACCAACCCCGGCAGAGGUCGCAGAGGAACUCGUCGCGAACGUCUCAGCGACCCUAGCCAGCGCCACGGCGAAAGUUCAUGCGGUCAGCGUCGUGCGGAAUGCGACGGUGCGGGAUCGCGGGUUGAAAGCGACGGAUGACGCGUAUUGGACGGCUGUGGUGGCCAUGGAGGGUUCUUGCGGCGGUUCGUCGUUGGGAACAUCAGGGGUCGGGGAAGGAGGGAGUGUUUGGGAGGAGGAGGAGGUUGUUAGGGCUAUGAGGAGGGUUAUGCAGAAGAGAAAUGCGGGGGGCAAGGGGGAUGUGGUUGAUAUUGGGCAGUUGGGGGUUGAGGCUUCUUCGUAUGUUGAGGGGGUUACGGCCGGGUUGGAGAGGGGGGAUGAUGAUGAUCAUGAUAGUGGUGAUAGGGAUGGGAAUGGAAGUUAAGAUGGAUUGUUUUACUUUUUCUACUUUGGUUUUUCUGUUUCUCUAUGCGGUUUUUUUUUAUUGGGUUAUCUAGAUAAGAGGGGUUGGUAUAGUUCGAUAUACAAAAUACAAUAGAAUUGAAUGCUUUUCAUCUUUAUUCAGGUUGUACCCGUACUUGAACUGUACGAUUCUAUCUUAGCCGCGUGGAAGAUGAGUGUACGCAAUUUACGACGAAAACGGAGAUGAAAAAGUGAACAUUCACCAGGAACAACUGUAAUACUAAAAUUGUACUGUAAAUGAAGCGUAGUUGACACCCAUGAUUACAUAGACAAAGCCCCGAAC
Blastomyces gilchristii SLH14081 is the source of this 3182-nucleotide messenger RNA. RefSeq lists its product as uncharacterized. The record is from RefSeq and is a predicted model, not a curated record. Lineage: Eukaryota; Fungi; Ascomycota; Eurotiomycetes; Onygenales; Ajellomycetaceae. The coding region runs from base 1632 to 2861 and encodes 409 amino acids. The transcript is spliced from 4 exons.